CAACUUCUUUGCGAACCUUUCUCCAACACCACUCACGCCCACCACUGCUUCACUAACUUCGCGAUCUGUCAACUGUCCUUGACUAUAAACCCGCAGGCAAUCCUUCGCGACUGCCGUCAAAUUCCGAAGCCUUUCUUCUAACACCAGAACACGCAAUCGCAUCAUCCAUCAACAUGAGCCUCCUCAAUCUACCUCUCGAGGUGUUCGAAAAUGUUAUGGAGCAGAUGACCGACGUGCUACCUAUGAAGGAAGCACUGAGGGCACGCCUUGUCUGCAGCAUCUUUGACCGAGAGCUCAACAAGGUAAUCUGCAAGAAAGCCGCAAAUGACUGGGCGAACGGAUACGACUCUGACUCCUAUCCGCAGUGGGAGCCGACCGACUACAUGCGGCCCGUCAACCGACAGUGGAUGGAGAUGAUGUUGUGGAGAGCAGUGCGCAGCAAAACCCAGCACCAAAAGCACAUCCUCGACACCGUGCAGAAAGUUAUCGAACGACUUGUUGAACAGAGCGGAGUGAAGGAUAACGACUCCCGCUGCAGGUAUCUGGCAGCUGCGUGCUCUUGCUUUGUGGCUUGGGGCUGUCGCGACAUACAUGAUUGGAACACUCGGCGUGGUCCAUACCACUGUUCCAACUAUGUGUUUAAUCCGCACCACACAGACGCUUAUACCAUGACCUUCAAACCUGAUGACCUUCGGUAUGGCGGAGGCAAGGAGAUCGACCAUGGAUGUCUCGCAGUUGCCGCUUGGAUGGGAGACCUUCCGCUUGUCGAAGCUUUCUGGGCCAGGGCCGACAUGCAGCCAAAGUACCUCGCAGAAGAAGGCGACUUUUUCUGCUCGCCGCUUUGGGUCGCGGCGCACCAAGGCCACAUGGAAGUAUUCCGGUUCUUCGUGUCCAAGCACAGGAACGUGGAAGGAUGGAUCAUGCCUUCGGAUCUCCCCCAUCGGUUAACUUGGGAGUGGUCUUACACCCCAGCGUGCCUCCAAGGCCACGAAGAACUGGUCCGUCACAUCGUCACUCUGGGAACCUGGGAUAAGAAGCUCAAACAAAUGAGCUUGCCAUGCAUCACGGGCGUCACCAGAAACAACCAGGUGAGCGUCCUGGACUUCUUCCUGGAGGAGGUCGGAUUCCUGGAGCCCUGGCUGAAGGCUAUCCAACACCGCGUCAACGAACCCGACAGAUUCGUAGACAAGCACGAGCAGACUGCCCUCGAGGUGCUCUUGAACACCGCUUGCUACCAUGGUGCUGAAGCUACCGCGCUACUUAUAUUUGGAAAAAGCUCCAUCCUCCGCCCUACCACGCCCAUCUUCUAUGCGAUUGAAGCUGGCCAAGCAAGCAUGGUGCAGCUGCUGCUCUCGAGAGGCGUCAACCUCAACAUUGCCAGCUUCCAAGGAAUGACGCAGUUGACAUACGCCGCCAUGCGUGGCAGGGCACGUAUCAUGAAGAUACUCCUCGCUGCCGGCGCCGAUGUCCAGGGAGGCAGUAGCACAGAUGAUAAGACGGCCCCCUCUCCUCUUAGUCUAGAAGCAGUCACGAUCCUGCUGGAGCAGGGUUUCAACAUCACCGAGUCGACCGAGUGCGACGAUGCCAGUGGUGCCAAGGGCAGAGAAGCUGUGAGGGACGCUUGCAGAUGUGGUCAUGCGGAGGUCGUGCACGUGCUUGCUGGACAUGGCUGCGAUAUCCACAGGGCUUACGGCUAUCAACGUGAUGGGUACCAGCAUAAGACGCCUAUGUAUUGGGCGCAUAGGAACGGCCAUCAGAGCGUCGUAGAUACCUUAGUUGAGCUUGGUGUGCAGGAUCUGCCUGACCAAUCUUCUCAAGAUUCUGAUGAAGGAUGCGAGUACGACGUAGGCAGUACUCUCUACAAUCUGGCAGACGUAUCGAUUGGCUAG
This is a messenger RNA of Aplosporella prunicola CBS 121167, 1889 nucleotides long. RefSeq lists its product as uncharacterized. Gene Ontology annotation, molecular function: protein binding. Bases 174 to 1889 code for a protein of 571 amino acids. The record is from RefSeq and is a predicted model, not a curated record. The transcript is spliced from 3 exons. Lineage: Eukaryota; Fungi; Ascomycota; Dothideomycetes; Botryosphaeriales; Aplosporellaceae.